AGUUCACACUUAGUUUCCUCUAUAUAAGUAACAUCAAACAUCAUUUUAUAACAAUAGUACACUCAGAAUGAUAAUAUACCUAUUAUUGUGAUUAUUCUUUAUAAUUUCAAACUGCAGUGUGUCAUACAUAGGUUGUUUAUAGUUUAGGGUGAACAUAUUUAGCUGGAACAGUGUGUCAAUGGAGAUAUUAUUUUUUUUGAUUGGCACCCAUUAGAAACAUUGUAGCAAGUAACAAUCACAAUACUUAGCAUAUUGUUAAUAUCUCUCUGACGGUGCCAAUCAAAACCAAGCCUUAUUAUCUUUCUCACGGCAUAAUCUUUUAUAAAGCGCUUGCAUUGCAUCUCAUUAGAUUACACUUAAAAUUUGUUUCGCCAAGAUGCAAGUUGUUGAUAUUGAGAAACAGACAUGUCACACACACAUCCAUAAACACACGCAGCAAACAGUAUGUGCAUGCGUGCUAUUACAACCUUUUCUGCUCCCAAAAGCGGCCAAACAUCCCAUCUGAAUGCGGAUUAGGGAUGAGCAUUAAAGCUCACAUUGAGCCUCAUGUGCUUUCUACCCAUCCUGUCCUGCUCGCUACAUUUCUGACAGUCAGUCAAUCGGAGUGGACAAAGCGGUUGUCAACAUGAGCGUCUCUGGAAUCCAUCAAGGCACACUCAGAAUGUAUGGAGGAUUUAUUUUCAAACAAUGGAAGAAGAGGUUCCUGCUCCUGACAGCUGAAGGCAGCCUUUUUGUGUGUCACCACGCUUCAGCUCCACCUGACCAGAUGGUGUCGUUGCAGAGCAGCUGUGAGGCCAUUGUGGAGGGCAAGGAGAUCCUUGACCUUCCAAAGAUGCCUGCCGGCGGGAGCCGAGAUUCCUGCUUCGCUCUCAUCUUGACCCAAAAUAAAUACCUGCUCCUGAUGGCCGACACCCCUGCAGACUGCAGUCAAUGGCUGAACGUGCUGAAAAAAGUCAAACAAAGCGUCUCUUCACCUCUUACUCUUUGCAAGCGGCAUCAGGUGCCGCCGCUCAAUAUUGCUCUGAAAAACCUGGUACCCGAUCAAAUCCAGGAUAAAGAUCCACCGAUCCCACCGAUCAGCAAUGGCGAGGCACUUUCACCAGGGCCUCUGAUUGGCUCCCCAAAGGACAAAGUCAGGGACUCUCCACGCACAAAGUACUACAAAGGAGGCAGGCCCUCGGUGGGCUGCCUGCGUCACGGCACCAUCAACAACACUCAGACGGUGAGGACCGUCUACCUGCUGAUGGGAGGGGCCGCCGCGUCGUCUGCUAUGGGCUACUUGGGCUCGUGCUCGCCUUCCGGUCUGGACGCCAAAGCUUCCGACUUGCCCCUCAGCGCAGAUUUCUCAGAUGUGGGACCGGCAGGGGCGUACCACACCGACAGCCCCGCCAUCACCUCCCCACAAUUUAACAGCUUUGACUUUGAAAUGGCAGAUGCUGAUUUUAACGCUUUUGAUUGUGGGGGGUUUACUUUCUGAUAGUCGCAAGACUCCCCUUCUGUCCCCCCGUGACAACACUCAGUGCAACACGCCAUGUGCUUUGUGCAUGACUACCCACACUGUGUGUGUAUGUAUAUAUAUAUAUA
Nerophis ophidion (straightnose pipefish) is the source of this 1584-nucleotide messenger RNA. RefSeq lists its product as uncharacterized. Lineage: Eukaryota; Metazoa; Chordata; Actinopteri; Syngnathiformes; Syngnathidae. Gene Ontology annotation, biological process: regulation of cell differentiation. The coding region runs from base 626 to 1477 and encodes 283 amino acids. The transcript is spliced from 5 exons. The record is from RefSeq and is a predicted model, not a curated record. Gene Ontology annotation, cellular component: membrane.